Molecule: messenger RNA, 1737 nt
Organism: Phalaenopsis equestris
Lineage: Eukaryota; Viridiplantae; Streptophyta; Magnoliopsida; Asparagales; Orchidaceae
Product: crocetin glucosyltransferase 3
Exons: 1
Coding region: 76-1620 (514 amino acids)
Molecular function (GO): UDP-glycosyltransferase activity
Source: RefSeq, a predicted model, not a curated record
CUCCAUAAAAAUUUAUUGCUACCACAUCAAACAUCACCAUUACUCAAUCAAUACAUUUCAUAAAAUAAGCAUUUCAUGUCUCUACACGGAAGCUCCUCAAAGCUUCCUUGCACUUUUAAGUGCAUUUUAUACUCAACAGAACACAUUUCCUCGUCUUCCACCACUAUGUCUAAGGACGAACAGCCGUACAUCGUAAUGCUCCCUUUCAUGGCGCAGGGACACCUCAUCCCCUUCCUCGCCCUCGCCCGCUUGAUCGAACGCCUCAAACCCUACUGCUCCAUCACCAUCGCCACCACCCCUCUCAACAUCGAAUCCCUCCGCUCCUCCCUCCCUCCCAACUCCUCCAUCCACCUCGCCUCCCUCCCCUUCUCUCCCACCGAGCAUGGUCUUUCUCCCCACACCGAGAACACCUCCUCCAUCUCCCAAACCGACUCCAUCCCCCUCCUCAUGUUCGCAUCCGAAACCCUCGCCCCUGAUUUCGAUCUCCUAAUCUCCAAUCUCACUGCCCUCCACCGCCACCCGCCUCUCCUUAUCAUCGCCGACCUAUUCACCGCCUGGUCCCUACCCAUCGCCCGCAACCGCCGCAUCCCACAUUUCUCCUUCGCCACUAGCGGCUCCGGCACCGCCUCCUUCAUGUCUCUCUGGCUACACCUCCCCCACCGUCUCACCGAUUCCGAUACCUUCCAGAUCCCCGGCUUUCCCGACCGAUUUCGUCUCCACCGAUCCCAGAUGUCGGACUACAUGCUCGCCGCUGAUGGAUCAGAUGACUGGUCCGUCUUCCUCAGACGCCAUAUUCAUUUGUAUUUGACAUCGGACGCUCUGCUCUGCAACACGGUGGAGGAAAUCGAACCCUGCGGGGUCGAUCUACUCAGGCGGAUCGCCGGACUCCGUGUAUUCUCAGUUGGGACAAGCAGAGCAUGCGGGAUUGAGAUCGAUCCUUGUAUCGAAUGGCUUGAAUCUCAUCGGCCGUCUUCGGUGCUUUACAUCUCGUUCGGAUCGCAGAACACGAUCGGAGAGUCGCAGAUGAUGGCGCUUGCGGAAGGGCUGGAGGCGAGCGGGGUGGCGUUCAUCUGGGUUGUCCGGCCGCCGCAUGGAUUCAAUAUGAACGCCGAGUUUGAAGCAGAGAGGUGGCUUCCGGAUGGGUUCGAGGCGAGGAUGGCGGAGAAACGGCGGGGAUUGGUAGCGCGGAGAUGGGCGCCGCAGAUUGAGAUAUUGUCGAAUAAGGCGACGGGGGCAUUUAUGAGCCAUUGCGGGUGGAAUUCGGUGAUGGAGAGUUUGAGCAAAGGGGUUCCGCUGAUCGGAUGGCCGGUGACGUCGGAGCAAUUCUAUAACUCGAUGCUGAUGGAGGAGGAGAUGGGGGUUGCGAUGGAGAUGGCGAGGGGGGUGAUGGGUGAGGUAGAUGCGGGGAUGGUUGAGAGAGUGGUGAGGAUGAUUAUGGAGGGGGAGAAGGGAAAGGAGAUGAGGGAGAGAGCGGCGAGGUGUGCGGAGAUGAUUAGGGUUGCGGUGGAGGAGGAAGGGGAGAAGAAGGGGUCUACGGUAAGGGCGAUUGAUGAGGUUUUUGAGUUAGCCAUCAGAGGAAGCUCCGAUGUUAAAAAGGGCUUUGGAAGAGAUGGAGAAUGAUAGAGAUGUUUUAUCUAUGGUUGCUUCCGUGAGUGACUGUGAUGUUACAUUCCAGUGAAUCUUUUAAUGUAUUUAUAUACAAAUUUUGAGUGCUGAGUAUUUUCCGAGGAAGCUAUG